AGUUGUCGCCAGUACGCCAGUAUUCUCGAAUUGUGCAAAAUGUGCCAAAAACGUUUCAUCUAAAAUUCCAACGAUUCCAACGAUGUUUAAACACGCUUAUACUUAUGGUGGAAGCGGGUCUUUCGAGCUCGUAAGACGACCAAUUGAAGUGUUGUAAACGAUGUAUAAAAAAAGAAAAAUCCUUAAAAACAUGUAUGUAAACGCACACGCCAUUCGGGUCUGACGACAAUCGCUGAGACAUUCGCGUGAUUGAAUCGUGUGUGAGAUAGUUCGGUAGGAGACGCAACCUGAUGGGGAUGAUGCGAAGAUUUCUCCGGAUGUUAUUGCAAUUAGUUCGAGAAGUCUCAGUGAACAUAUGUAUACGUAAUGAGAGAUUAACGACUGGUAAAAAAUAAAGAAAUCCAACUGCCGUGCAGUAUCUCGAAUGAAAAAUACGUGAAUGAUUUUAAAAAAAUAUUCGCGUGAUAUCACCGUAAAAAUAUACAGUAGUAAUUGAAAGCAAAAAUCUCCGGGUUCCGGUCUCGAAUCUCGAACAUCGUAAACUACUUUCACCGUUAUUUCUAUUUUUAUUUCUCUAUUUUUAUGAGCGUGCAACUUAUAAUAUGUUUAUAAAGAAAACAUUAGUGCUCGAGAAACAAUGAGAUGAGACGUUUCUGUUAUAUUUAAGGAAUGUUUGUUAUUAUAGUUGGAGUAAAUAAAAGAUUAUCAAUGCUUUAAGAAGAUUCCAGAGAUGGAAGAUCAACGAUGGAAGAUUCUCUGCACACAUUAAUUCUCAAACAAAAAUAUGUGACAUCAAAUUGGACCUAAGAGAGUUAUGAGAGUCAAUUAUGUCAGAUCCAUCCACUUCGGUUAUCAUUCAGAACGGUAGUACCGACGAUAAAGUGAAAAUGGUCAAAACAAAGUGGGAAAACUUUGAAAAUUGGCUGCAUUGCAUCUGUAUUGUCACUUUCGAUCUUGAACUUGGUCAAGCUGUAGAGGCAAUUUUUCCAAGUCACACGAAGCUUUCCGAACAAGAACGAUCGAAUGUCUGUUAUUUGGCAUUUCCGGACUCGAAUUCGGGUUGUAUGGGGGACACGCAAUAUCAUGUUAGAAUAAGACAAAACAAACAGUCUAUAAAAACUUUUCAAGCCCUGAAAGAAUAUGAUAGAAAAUCCCCCACGUUUCUGCAAUCUGACAAAGAUUAUUAUUGGGGGUACGUCUACUUUCGUCAAGUGAAGGAUAAAACUUUACCUAGAGGUUAUUUUCAGAAGAGUGUUGUCAUCAUUUCAAAAUUACCUUUCGUCAAUCUAUUUGGUGAAGUAUGCGCUCUUCUCGCACCUGAAUUUUUUGAUUCCGGACCAAAAGUGAUGGAAGUCGCGGUUCAGGAAAUUGAUCAAUGGCCUCCGCCGGUUCCCGGACAAACAAUUCAUUUACCACUCAUUGGAACUUUAUUUCAGACUUACAUUCCAAACAAAAAUUAUAAAAAAAACAUACCUUCCGUUAGCGCUUUGGAUCACGUCACUAAUAAACGAACUUUACGUCGUUUAAUUCUCACAUCGCCUUAUGAGAGCGAUAUGUUUCAAAAUUUAGGCAGCGUCGUUUCACACGUUCAUCUUCUCUGGGAGCUCGUCUUACUAAGUGAACCGAUCGUCGUAAUGGCUAGUUCGCCGACAACGUGCGCUGAAAUGGUGCAGGCAUUGGUCGCAACAAUCGCACCGCUAAAGUAUUGUUCUGAUUAUCGUCCUUAUUUCACAAUUCACGAUUCCGAAUUUAAAGAAUAUACGACCGACGCUCCCAGUCCACCUGCAGUAAUUCUCGGCGUAACAAAUCCAUUUUUUGCGAAAACACUCCAAAGAUGGCCCCAUAUCAUAAGAAUAAGCGAAGGUACAAACGCAGAGGGACAAAAAUACAGAAUAAAGAGAGGAGAAAAUUUGAAGAUUCUCGAUUCGAAGCCUGGCGUUUAUACGCAGUAUAAACCAUUUUUGCAAAAGGACAAAGCAAUUUUGAAAAAAUUAUUGCGCGGCACUCAAACUAAAAGACCCAGGGAAGUUCAAACGGCCAUGUUGAAGCGUCACUUGAUCGAACUUACGGAGAGCUUCAUGAUUCCACUGGAACGAUACGUCGCCAGCUUAAUGCCUUUGCAGAAAAACAUAUCCCCUUUUAAGGCAACGCCAAUUCCUCAAUUAUUCAAUCCGGAUGAUUUCUUGGCGACUCUAAGCACGUCGGGGCCCCAAUUAACAACAGGGAUCAAAGGCGACUGGAUCGGAUUGUACCGAAGGUUCUUCAGGUCACCAAAUUUCUCCGGAUGGUUCCAGUCUCGUUACACCGAACUCACGCAAAAACUGCAAGCCAUACAACUGGAAGCGCUUUCACAAGCAGAUUUGAAAACAUGGGUACAGGACAAGCAAGAAGUGGAAGUAGUCGACAUGAUUUUGAGAAUACGUCAAAAAUUAGAGAAAAGCUACGACGAAAAUGUGCCGAUCACGAAUUCCGUGCGCGAAAUGUUGUGCGAAAGGAUAAACGAUAUAACGAGGACACUGCCCGAAGAUCUGAAGAUAAUACUGAGCCAAGAAUCUUGACGUUGCCCAUUAUCCGAAUAGCUCUUAAUUAAUAUUAGUCAGAGAGAAAAUUGCUCCAAAGGUUUUUCGACGCAGUUCGUCGUGAUCCUUAAUUUCGUUUCUUCGAAUACUCGUUAAGGCUUCAUUAUGUUGCUCAUUAACCAUUAUUAGAAGCUACGUAAAAUAAGUAAAUUUAAAAGAAGCCUCGUCAAUUGUAAGAACGUCCAUCUUACACAUGAUUAUAGGUACAGUCAUAAUUUCUUUUAUUUUCAAUCUUAGCAUACCCAUUACAUUCAACGUACGAUUGAUAUACUAAUUAUUAUUGUCAUCAUCAUCAUCAUCAUCAUCAUCAUCAUCAUCAUUAUAUAUACAUAUAUAUUUUUUAUUCAUUUUGACGGCGACCGUCGACUCGUAAUUAUUUUGCAGAAUCUACGACAAUAUUCGUAAUCUCAUUAUUAUAUACGCAUGCAUUACUUUAUACCAUGAAUAAAAAUGAGGCGAAAAAAACGAAACGAUGAGAUAAGUCAUGAAAUAUUGACAUCAGAAAUGUGAACGCUGAUGAGAUUAAUGUUAUUAAAAUCUAUUUUAAUAGUAAA
Venturia canescens is the source of this 3133-nucleotide messenger RNA. RefSeq names its product protein DENND6A. The record is from RefSeq and is a predicted model, not a curated record. NCBI's taxonomy places the organism in Eukaryota, Metazoa, Arthropoda, Insecta, Hymenoptera, Ichneumonidae. Gene Ontology annotation, cellular component: recycling endosome. Gene Ontology annotation, molecular function: guanyl-nucleotide exchange factor activity. The coding region runs from base 828 to 2558 and encodes 576 amino acids. The transcript is spliced from 9 exons.